UAGAUUCAGUGGACCGGGCGGUGGGCUCACGGACUCAUAUUCCCCCAUUCGGCUCGGAUCGAAUAUUCUUGAGCCGCCGCCUUUCGCGGACGUUACGAAACGUGUCCUUCAUCUCGCUGGCCCACUUACAUUUCCCCGACCGUAGUUUAGAUUCAUCAUGGGCCCUCCACGUGACUCCAGUAUUAUUCCAUUGGGAGGAAUAUUCCACGUUGGCAUCCACGUGGCAACCAUUCACCGUCGGAUUGUCAUACUAUUUGACUUCUUAAAAGAUCCAACGGCCGCAAACCAAGUAAAUGUACGUAGGAGAUGGUUCUUUACAUGUCACUUUCAUUUUUUCGGCCGAGAUUCGUCGCCGAGCUUUCCUCGACAUGUUCUCUUUCAUUUGUUUAUUAAUUAUCUUUCUCAGGUGUCGAUUUAUAAAGCCUGAGAAAACGAGUAGUUUGUUCUUGUUUCUUUGCUAGAUUCAUUUCAUUGUGCUGUUGGAAAGCUUCUUCUCUGUUUCCGUUUUUCGUCAUUUUGUGAAUUUUGGUUCGAGACGAAUGGAGAGAAAUAGUUUUGGUGGAGGAGAAGGGAGUUACGGUUACGAGAACGGAGUGAUUAUGACGAGAGACCCGAAGCCGAGGCUGCGGUGGACGGCUGAUCUUCAUGAUCGUUUCGUCGAUGCCGUCACCAAACUUGGAGGCCCUGACAAGGCAACUCCCAAAUCUGUGUUGAGAGUGAUGGGCUUAAAGGGCUUGACAUUGUACCAUUUAAAGAGCCAUUUACAGAAGUAUAGAUUGGGACAACAGGCAAGGCGACAAAGCCCUUCAGAACAACAUAGAGAAAACUGUGGGGCUUCAUUUGUACAAUUCAGCGAUAAUUCUUAUGCACACCAACAAGGAGAAAUCUCAGUGACAGAGGCAUUUAAGUGUCAAGCUGAAGUACAACAGAGAUUACAAGAGCAUCUUGAGGUGCAAAAGACAUUGCAGAUGAGAAUAGAGGCACAAGGGAAAUACUUGCAAACAAUUUUAGAUAAAGCUCAGAAGAGCCUCUCGCUUCACGAUAUGAACGCGAGCGCCUCUGGUAAUGCAGAAGCUACAAGGGUUCAGUUGAUGAGCUUCAAUUUGGCUUUGUCAAAUCUCAUGGAAAACAUUAAUGAACCAGAUCGAAAAGGGAACAUACUUCAGAUAAAUGAUAUCUUGAAGAAGGCGAAUACAAAUGGUUCUGCUUUCCAGAUUCAAGGAGUCUGCAAGAGGGAAGCUGAUAUUGAUAACGAAGACGUUAAGCUUGAGUUGAAUAGCAAAGGGAGGCUUGAUUUUAUCUCUGCUAAUGGGAUUGAAUGGGAUGGAAGUUUGCUUUCAUAUAAGAGAUAAAAAUUCACCCAACCCCCAUUUGCUUUCAUGACAUCUACUGAUCAUUACUAAAGUAUUUUAGUUUCUAUAAUUAACGUAUAUGUAACCUAAUUUUAUU
Messenger RNA from Pistacia vera, 1449 nucleotides. Its product is annotated as myb family transcription factor PHL11-like. Gene Ontology annotation, molecular function: DNA binding; DNA-binding transcription factor activity. The record is from RefSeq and is a predicted model, not a curated record. The coding region runs from base 540 to 1352 and encodes 270 amino acids. NCBI's taxonomy places the organism in Eukaryota, Viridiplantae, Streptophyta, Magnoliopsida, Sapindales, Anacardiaceae. The transcript has 5 exons.